Podarcis lilfordi (Lilford's wall lizard) is the source of this 11419-nucleotide messenger RNA. Lineage: Eukaryota; Metazoa; Chordata; Lepidosauria; Squamata; Lacertidae. The record is from the annotation of a GenBank genome assembly.
AUGUGUCAGUCAAGCGCCCUGCAGGGACCAGAGCUGCACUCAGGGAAAUGGUGAGAUGCUGCAAAGCUUUAUCUAACCCUCCUCGUUCUUGCUGCAACCUUCACAAAGUUAGAAUUCAUGUCCGGAGGCUGAGCUCAGGGAAUGGUGGCAGCAGCGGCAGCUGUGCUGGGGAGCAGCACCCGCAGCUGGAAAAUCCGGGCCCAGGUGGGGGCACCCCAAAUAGGAGAGCCCGUUUCAGGUACAGUCUAGCAUAUGUUUUGCUUUGUCAGAAGGUGCUGGAAGGAAGGGGGAGGGGGGAAGGAAGGGGAGGAAGGGAGGGAGGAAGAGUGGCAGCUGCCUGCAAAGCCUUUGUUUGGCCCAAUUUACUCCCAAGCUCUUUAUGCGCUUGAUUGACAGUCAAAGUGGGUGUUGCACUGGAGUUGGGCAUCCUUUCCCCCUUCCAAGCCUUUUUGAGGAGUGGGGCAAGAGUGAAAUAGAGCAGCUGGGUGUGUGUGUGGAAAAGAAGGGCCAUGUGGGGGCAAGCAAGGAUGCUUUACAGCUAGCUGCAGCUCUGCGGGGAUUGGCCCAUGAUUGUCUGCAGCGAAAGGGGGGAGAUGGAGGAAGAAGAAGGAGGCAAGAGAGAGGCAUCUUUUUCUUUGAGCUCCCCUCUGUGGAUCCAGCCAGUGAGAGGAGGCUGAGCAGCAUCCAUGAGGCCCCAUUACAGCCUCCCCCCCUCCAGGCCGAGCUUCCCUUUGAAGAUUAGUAAACUUUACUCUUCUUUGGCCCUAAGGAAACCUGGCUGCCCCUUAUUUGUGGGGAAUUGCUUGAGCCUUCGUUGACCUCAUCAGGACCCCAAAGCACUCCUAUUCCCCAAUUUUCACUCUGGGUCCAGACCCUGACCAGAAUGUGUGCUUGGAAGCGUCCCAUAGGCUCUCUUGCCGCUUCCUCCUUAGAAGGAAGUAAAGGGGUGGGUUCUUCUUUUCUCCCUGAUAUGGGUGGACUGUGUGUGGGCAAGGAACAGGCCUGCUAAGCAAGUGAUCACUUUUAGGCUCAAAGGAGAUUGAAGUGCCGGUGGCUGCAGCCAAGUGGAGGCUUAUUCAGUUGUUGUUCCAAAAAUGCAGGUAAUUUAAAACAGAAAAGCAGAGAAUUACCUGUCCAGAAAGAAUAAUCAAAACAGAGCUGGUCUCUCCCAGUCGUAUCUUUUUUUGCUUUUGUCCAGUGAGAGGUUCCUCUGGCCUCAGUCCCAUGGCAAGAGGUGUAGAACCCCUUGACUUUAUGAAGGCCCAGGGAACUGUUAGAGAAAGAAAAAUAAGGGGAUUGGCUUUUGCUGCCGAACUCCCCAAGGGACCGAGUCCCCUAAGUCCAUGAUCGGUCAGAGAUCAAUUGAUGGGGGCAAGAUCCAUAGAAAGCAAGGCAGAUCUUUAUUUUUCUGUUGCAACAGCGUUCCCUCCCCUCCUUGCAAGGAGGUAGGAGAGACCUAGAACAAUGGUGUGCAAGCCCCUAUAAAGACUUUUGAAAUUGCCUACCCUGUAACCCAAGACCACCCCCCAAAACAUCAUACAUACAUCACAGAAAGAGGCGGUCUCCAGCAGAAAUUUGAGAGUGCUGCUUCUCUCCUGUCUGCCAGGAUACCUGAUAUUUUCUGGGUAGCCUGGCCAUUCCUUUGAGAUGAUAAACACUUUAGUUCCUGAAUCUCUUACACAUAUUGAUAGUUUAACAGAUACUUGCCAGACUGUAUUUUCAGGGAGGUGUAAGCCCCUCCAGUCCAAAGACAAUUGGAAAGCUUUUCCCAUUUCCUUCCUCCUUGCAGAGAAAUAUUUGAGGUCAAUUUGGGAGAGUCAAAAUGGCUUCAGGAUUACUCAGGAGUACUAUUUCCGAUACGUAGUUUAUAUCCUUAUGUAUGUGUUUGCCUUGUACAUUUAUGAACAUUUAUUCUAUAUUUGAGACCUUAGAAUUCUUAUAAUCACCCUGGAAGUGGAGUGAACCUUUGGUGCUUAGUAGCAAGUGUGUUCUGCUUUAGGCGAGACCUUUUGGUCUCCCUGGAUGACUCAGGAUGUAACAUUUUCCUGGUUUCAUGCAGCCCUGCUGCUGUAGGAUCCUAUCCCUGGCUCUGUGCAGGACCUGUUACUGGCUGGUAACUUUUAGCCUUAGCAGCUCCUUCACUAGGAUUUGCCUGACAAAGUUUCCUUGGGACGCCAAAAGAAAGGCAGGAAACCCCCUCUGUGCUCUUUUGUACACAGUAGUAGUUUGGGUACGAUUACUGCAAGCCCCAAAGAAAUAUAGGUUCUCAAAUAGCAGGGAACAAGGCUGGGGCCAUGUUGGUUUCAUCCUACAGCGUCAGUGGGAAGAUAGACCUUCCAUUACUUGGUAAUAAUGCCUCUCUGCCAUCCUCCAUUACAGCUCUUUUGCUGCAGACAAUUCCAUGUCCACACUGAAUUAUAUUUUAGAGAGUAUUCUGUCUUUUCCAAAUGUGUCAUUGCUUUCUUUCUAGUGGAUUAUGGGCAAAGCCUUUUAUUGAGUGGUUCUAAAAAGUACAGUGUGGCUUAGGCAGGUCAGCCUAAAGACAGCCUCGCUUCCCUUCUGAAACAACUGCUGAGUAGCAAGUGCAUUCUCACACUCAUUCCUGGCCUUUAAUUUUUGGGAAAGAGCAAGAGCGGGUGGAUGGGCAGGUGGUAGGUAGAGAUGUUCCCGUGUCCACAGAGAGGUGCUUCUGAUUGACCAGGUGCUUGACUUUUGAGAGUCAUCAGUGCCUGUGCUCAAGUUGGCUGACCGUUUUUGUGUGUGUGUGUGUGUGUGUGAUCCUACAGGUUGCAAUUUCCCCAGCUGGCCCUGAGGCGGAGGUUGGGCCAGCUGAGCUGUAUGUCUAGGCCCGCUCUGAAACUCCGUUCUUGGCCUCUGACUAUUCUCUAUUACCUUCUGCCUUUUGGUGCUCUUAAACCCUUGACCAGAGUGAGAUGGAGGCCUAUGAGCAGGGUAAGUGCUUGCAGGUUUGUACUGCGCUUUCGGAUGCCUUAUUUGGAGGAGGAGGGUGGCUGUUAGCAGGGAGAAAAGGCUGAAGUAGAGCUGGCAUAUGGAGCCCUUCCCCUGCCACCCCUUUCUCAAUCACAUCACUAGUGGAGCUUGGAGAGCAUUUCCUUUUAGUGGAUAAUUUCACCUGCUAGCGUCAUGUGUGGAAGUUAUGUGUGGAAUCAGCUCCUAGAGAGAAAAUGAGAGGAAAAUUCUGGAUAAGCCAAGGUGCAUUUAUUAUGAUGUGAAGAUGGAUGUUGGCUUACGCCAUCCAUGGCUGCUGAGAGGGCAGGGACCCUCACUGGGCACUGUGAUAUUUUGGGAGAUUGACGCUGCACAUGUUGCAGGAAUGCUUUGUUGCAUCCCUUCAUGCAAACAUGUCUGUGCCAGACCUCUGCGGGUAUGCAAUACAUGAAAGGACACUGUCAACUUGUAUAGUAUAGGAGUUUUUAAAACAAGCCAUUUGUGCCUUAGUCAUGCUGGUAUUACAAGCAUAUUGUGCCAUUAUUUUGAAUAUAAUUGUGUCGUGCCAGGAAACCGCUGGGCAGGAGUCUACCUUCACAGCCAUUUCAUUCAUCCUCCCCCCCCUUUAAAUGGGAAUAGUGUUGCUGAGAAGAAUCAUUAGCUGGAAAAUCAUUAGUGUGAUCUUCAGAGUGGCUAUUGCUCACUUGCUUUUCAGUCUACUCUUAUUUUAAAGCUGACUUUCCUCCUUCAUCUUAAGUCCAUUUCAGGCAGCCAUAAGAGAAUCUUAUGAGCAGGCAGUCAUGGCUAUAAACCUCACAUCCCUUUUCUUCCAGGGAGCUCAGGGUGGUGUAUAUGGAGGUUCUCUGAUUUUUAUCGUCACAACCAGUGCUUUUUUUCUUUAAAAAUGUUUAGGGGUACUCUCAUUUUGACUCAAGAAAAUCACCAUUUUAUAGUUCAAAUUGGGAAAAAUAAAUACAGUAAAUGAACAAAAGUACAAAGAUUCACAAAAUGUUUAGGGGUAUGUGUACCCCUGCAUACCCCCAGGAAAAAAGCACUGGUCACAACUACCCUGUAAAGCAGACUAGGCAGGCAAAGGGAUUAUUUUCUCUCCUCUACUGCACAAUAUUGAAUUCUCUUAAAGUGAUUUUGGCCACUCAACAGUUGCCUCCAACAGCCUUCCCUUCAGAGUGUCUGUUUUUCCUCUGUGCAGGCAGCAUUCUACAUUUGAGCACCCACCUUCCAAACUGAAGUGGGCCUGUUGCAUGCUUCUGAAACGGAACUGUGAAUAAAAAGGGGUGGUGGCAGGGGGGUGCCUAAAAGAACAGAAUCUACUGACAAGGAGCUGCUGUCUAAUGCAUAGCCCACCUGCAGUUUUUAAUGGCAUGCUGUGUGUUGCAGUCUGUGGUUUUCCCAAAUGUGUAGCUUUUCAUUGUUUCCAAAUGGUAGAGCAGAAGCUACCCUGAAAAGAAGAACAGGGUGUAUGUGUGUGGCCCCGAGCUAGCCUGGGGCCUUCUAGGCCUGAGGAACUUACCUGGCAAAUAUUAGAGAACACAUGGUGAACCAAAAUGGAUGCCAAUAAUGGAAAAAGUUCAACUGAUUGAAAUGUUUGGUGAAUCACAGUGGCAAUUAAUGUGAGAUCUUGGGAGAUGAUAUGGACCUGAUGUAGGGUUAAAGAAAGCUUCAUUCCUAAUAAGAUAGUAAAAGGAGCAGUGUCACAAGUGAGUUGUUUUCAAGAGUAUGUUGGAAUGUGUCAAAGUGACCCCAGUAAAGGCUUGCCAAAAAAAUAAAGGGAAUAUAAGAACAUAGCAAACAGCCUAUGUUUUGUCUUCACUGAUUGGCAGUGGCUCUCCUGGGUUCCAAGCCGAGGACAUUCCUAGCCCUACCUGGAGAAGCUGCCAUUGAGGCUUGAACCUGAGGGCUUCGUUAUGCAAUGCAAGUGCUCUGCUACUGAGCUACUGUACUACAGAGCUACAGGUCCCAGUUACACUUUCCACUACGCAGAUUACGGGCACCCAUAAUCUAUUACUUAGGUAGGGUCGCCAACCUAAGUGAUGAAAUUGACAUAAAAGCUGGUACAGUUGCCAGUCAGAACCUAGGAAGAUUCUCCCUCCUGCACUUGUUCAGACCACACGACUCGUUGGCCCCUGACAACUUUAUUCCGAAAUACUGCAGGAAACUUGGAAAUCAUUUUAAAGAAUAGUUGCACUGGAGAAAGUAAGGAUAGGAAAUAGUAAGUCUUGGAUUCAUAUUCAAAUUACUCUGAUUGCUUAGUCAAGGCAAUUAUAAUGCUCUUCUUAAUCCAUAUUAUUUUCUAACUGCUAUAUUGCUAUACUAGAUUUCUAGUCUUUCUUUGAAGGUCAUAAUAUUAUCUUCUGUAUGAAGGAUAAUAUUAUUUUCUGAGUGAAGGAUUGUGGAUCAGCAAACCAGUUUGUUUGUAUCACUUGCCAUCUUGAGUAUGUGGUCUUUAUCACCAGCUAUACUUUGCCCCCUGGCUAACCCACCGGGUUGCUGAAGUGCACAUUUGAAACCUAGAUGACACCAGCACAUUAACACCAAGUGUUGCACACCCUUUUGAUCAUAAGGGAGCUUGAAAAAUUCAGGAGAUAUAAAAAGUAGCUUGCUUUCUGCUUCCUGGCUCAGUUUUCAGAGUGUUCUGAUGAGUGAAAUAAAGUGGCGUUUCUUUUAAGGAGAAAGAUAAAUAUUUUCCUAUUUUUAUGAGGAGCCUCAUAAUUAGGAAUAGUGAAAGGACAUGAGUUGUCCUGUAUUAUCCCGAGUGUACAAGCUGCAGUGGCAACAGGCUGGUGUGUCUGUGUGCCAUGAUCACAGCGCAGUUCCAAGCAUUUUCCCUCUGAACUCAGCUGAGCAAAUACAACCCUAGACACUUCCCCCACCCCUCCUCGAAGCAUUGUUCCUCGCCUGACAUGGCUGUGCCAAUAGCCAGCCAUGUAGGAAACUGCAGAUGCAGGAGAAUAGGUCUGUGGAAGUGGCUGCUGGGGCACCCUGCUCUUCCUUCCUAAGCCAGAAAGCUGUUGAACAGCUUUGCCCAGUGAUGAUGGCAGCUGGGCUGCACCUGUACACCAGUCAGACCUUUUCAUCAUACCAGCAGUCUCUGUACUUAUCCUAAAGUAAUGACCCCCGACCUGUCAUACUGGUGCCUAGUUAUAGACUGUCCUUAUAUCCACAGGAACUCAUACUAGAAGGGCUGGAGGGGCACAACCAAUGCAUUACCUUCUGGGGUUUUUACUAUAGCUCCCAUCAUCCCUGAACAGUGGCCAUGCUGACUGGGGCAGAUGGGAGCUGUAGUUCAAAGUAUUAGAAGGGCAGUCAGACCAUUGGUCUAUCGAGCUCAGUAUUGUCUACGCUGACUGACAACAGCAGUUCUCCAGGGUUUAAGAUGGGACAGUCCCAGCUCUACCUGCUGGGGACUGAGCCUGGGAUCUUCUGCCUGUAAAGCAGAUGGUCUAUCAUUGUGCUGCGUCUCUCAUCCUGCCACUCUGUCCUUCUCAAGGACACCCUUCCACAUCUUGAGGUGUACUGUUUUUGGACAUUCCCAUUCCAGAUAGCUUCCUCCUUUCAAGGGUUGGUUGGGAUUGAUGGGAGUUGUCCAAAACAUCUGGAGGUUACCAAGCUGAUCUAACGAAAGCAUGAUCUUUAUCAAGGGGGAUAAAGUUAGCUUGGCAAGAUUUGCUAUUGGAAGAUCCAUUCUGGCUAGUUUUGUGAUGCUCUGCUUUUUUCCUUUUCUUUUCGGUAAGCAAUUUACAGACAAGUGGCAUGGCUCUUCUAAAGUUUCUGCCAUGUUGAGAGAUUUUCUUUUCCCAGCUCUGCGUCCCUCAAGAGGAAUGCCAGGGGUUUCAGGAUUAACCAAGGGGGGAUUUGAAGGAAUUAGCUACAGCAAUUUCCUCAGGCCUUGCUGCCUACAGAUAAUCCCGCAGUAUUUUAACCUGUUCCCACCCUGUUCUGACCUAGAUCCUAUCCCUGCUUUACAGUUAGCACACCCCUCCCACAGAAUACAAAGCAACCUCCUCCUCCUUGCCAGUCACAGCAAUUAAUCAAGAAUAUAUCUGUGUUCCAGUUGCACAGAAGCAGCAGAAUGCAGGAUUCUUGCAUCAAGGUCUGGGUGCUGGUGCAAAUGGAACCAUGGCCUCCUUGUUCUAGGGGCAACUCCCACUCCCUGCAUCAUAUCCAGGGUAGCUGCUUGUGCUGCCACAAAGACCUUACUAGCCCAAAGAGUUAUUCAGGGGUAGAAGGGGUACUGGGCCACCACUAGCCCCUUCUACCCUUCCUUGAGAAUGUGCAUGAUCUCCAUGGGUUUGUUUUUCCAGUACAGCAGUCAGGGAACUGUUUACUUUGGGGAAGGGCCGCAGUUCAGUGGCAGAGCAGCAUCUCCAGGUUGGACUGGGAGAGACGCCUGAGACUGAAUCCCUGGAGAACUGUUGCUGCUGGUCAACGUGGACAGUACUGAGCUGGAUGGACUAAGGGCCCAACUCUGUUAGGCAGCUACUGCUGUUCCUAUAUACUUUUGCCAAGACACAACAUCCUCAGAGAUGUGAAAUUGCUCAUGGUGGCCCCCAGCGAAUAGGCAUCCUGAAGCCAUGAGGCCCUUUCAGAAGUUGUUAGCAGCUGCGGAGUUGCCUCUCCUCCCAACCUCACUGCCUAAUCCAGGGGAGAGAACCAGUCAUCUAUUCGAGGUGCAUAUGCUAUGAGGAUAUGUUCAGCAUAGCUCAGUUGGUUGGGCAUGAGAUUCUUAAUCUCGGUGCCGUGGGUUCAAGCCCCACACUGGGUAAAAUAUUGCAGGGAGUUGGGACUAUCAGGGUUUCCCAAACUUGGGUCUCCAGCAGUUUUUGGACUACACCUCCCAUCAUCCCAUGCUAGCUGGACCAGUGGCCAGGGAUGAUGGGAAUUGUGGUCCAAAAGCUGCUGGAGCCCCAAGUUUGGGAAACCCUGGACUAGAUGAUCCUUGUAGUUCCUUCCAAUUCUAUGAUUCUAUGAAUGGAUUCUAUGAACCAUUUCAUGGUUAGACCAAAAUGUGGAAGCUGCCAUGAUCAUUAUUUGGGUGGUGUGUGUGUGUGUGUGUGUGUACCCCGUUAAUUAGUCUUUAAUUGCCAGCUUUUUUACGUCCAGCCUUUCCACCUUUGUAGAUCAGUAGAGGGUGCAUGGGAAAUUACAUUCUCCUCCCAACAUACUCCCCCACCAGCAGUCUCUGAUCUCUUGCAUUAAAAUUAGCCAAGGGCAGGUUUUCAGUUGUUUUUUUCAGGUGAGUGGGUGUCGUGAAGUAGCUCCCAUCUUCCUCCUCUGUUUUUAGGUUUCCCUGUACAAAUCUGUGCCAACGCGACUCCUUUCCCGAGCCUGGGGGCGCCUGAACAGUGUUGAGCUGCCCACCUGGCUCCGGAAGCCGGUCCUCAGCCUAUACAUCUGGACAUUUGGUGUCAACAUGAAGGAGGCUGCUGUGGAAGACCUUCACCACUACAGAAACCUUAGUGAGUUCUUCAGGCGGAAGCUAAAGCCCCAAGCCCGACCCGUCUGCGGUAUCCACAGUAUGGUAAGUGGCAGAGAUGUGAAGGGCAGUGGUGCUGAGUUGAUGGAGAAGCAGUAGCCACACUGCUGAUAGACACCAUCAAGGCCCUAUCCCAUCCAACCUUUAGAGUUUCUUUGCCAAGUUAACUGCAUCAGACCUGAUUCACUGGAGCUGAUGAAUAUGGGCUGUUUUAAAAGGCCUCUUUCUGGUGUUUUGAUGCUUAAUUCUGAUGGCUGCUUUGUGGUUUUUAUGCCAAUAUUUUGAUUUAUGCUUUGGUUGCAUUGCGGAUUGUUCUAGAACUGUUGGGUUUUUUAAAAUCAUUGAUCAUCUUCUGAAUAGAAUAGUGGGGUAGAAUUUUUUUAAAAAAUUAAUAGUGUUUAGAGAAGUGGCAGGUGCUAACACGAGAAUUUUUGGUGCUGUUUGCUCCCUGUAGAUCAGUCCAUCCGAUGGCAAGAUUCUCAGCUUUGGACAAGUGAAGAACUGUGAAGUGGAGCAAGUAAAAGGCAUCACUUACUCACUGGAGUCCUUCCUGGGUCCACGUGCUGUUAAAGAGAACUGUAAAAGCAAGCCAGGUAAGUGCACACAGGCACACUCUGGGGCUCAACAUCAUUCCACUGAACUUGGCAUCUGCAGAGGACGCAACCACUGGAUGCCAUGUAAUAGCUGCAUUGGGCCCUGACUGGGCACAGGCAUUGAGCCACCCCUUCCUCUUCCUCCUUGCAGCUGCUUCUGUCUCACCUACAGCUGCCUACGUUCCUGUAUUGUACAUUGUGUUGAAGCCUCAAAAACCAUUUUACUCGUUAUUCUUUCAGCCUCCUCAUUCCAAAAGCAGCUGGUAACAAAGGACUGCAAUGAGCUCUAUCACUGUGUGAUUUACUUGGCGCCUGGAGACUACCACUGCUUCCACUCACCGACCGACUGGAAAGUGUCUCACCGGCGUCACUUCCCAGGUAGGCCAGGUUUCCAGAGAUACACAUGCAGUGGAAGGUUGCUGCUAAACACUGCAUUUUAAUAAAUAUUUGUCGGUGAAGUCAUAUCCCUUCCAACUCUGUGAUUCUGUGUAAAAGCCAAUGGUUCCUGAACCAAGAGUCAUUUGAUGCUGGACAUCAUCCUUCCUUUGAGAAGAAGCAUGAUUUACCAGGAAGUGUUCAGAAUGUAAAAGGCACUGAAUGAAUUUGCCCUUUAAAAAUAGCAAGUGAUCCCAUCUCUAAGUCCUUCUCAAAUUAUUAUUUCUGCAGGAUUUUAAGUGGGAAAAUGGUUGUGAUCACGCUUAUACUAUGAGUGAUUGGAUUCCCUCCCUCCCUUAUUGCCCUUACAAAAGUACACCAGUGUUUGUUGCUCCUGGGUGUCUAACGUAAUUUUAAAACUACCAGGUAAUAAAUGAUGUCAUACCUUUCAAUUUGGGGCUUCUCCAGCUUGCCCCUUUCCACUUUCCAGCCCAAAGCCUCACCUGUGGCUUAAUGCAGGAAGACGGUCUUACAGAGCUGAAAGCUGCUUCAUUCAAGCUGUUUCUGAGAAUUUGCUUUCAUCCUCCCAACAGUGGCUGGGGAAAUAAAAGGGUGGCUCUGCCCAUUUCUCUCCUUGCUCCCCAUAGGCUCCCUGAUGUCUGUGAAUCCAGGGGUUGCUCGCUGGAUCAAAGAACUCUUCUGCCAUAAUGAACGCGUUGUACUCAGUGGCUACUGGAAGCACGGUUUUUUCUCUCUGACUGCAGUAGGAGCCCAAAAUGUGGGAUCAAUCCGCAUCUAUUUUGAUCAGGUGAGUCGAGCCUUUCAAACACUUGAGAAGGAGGAAUCAUUGUCCCAUGUGCCCCCACCAUUUAGAGUGCAAGUGGAACGGUGAGGCUUGAACUGUGUUGAGCUGCCCGUUGCUGUCCCACCUUUGCAGUUUCCAAAGUAACUCAGGACCCCAGGACUUUACUGGAUAAGGGCCUGCUCUAGACAUUACGCAGGAGGGGCCAGAGCUCAAUGGUAGGAAUGAAAAGGUUCCUAGGUUCAAUCAUUGGAAGCAUCUCUGGCCAAAAAAAAGGACCAGGUGGCAGCAGGUGAUGGGAAAGGGCAACCGAAUUCCCUGUUGGAGGGAGCUCCCCCUCUCCCAGGAAGUGGACAAAUGGCCUGAACCUGGUAAAAGGUUGCUUAAUAUUUUCAGGGGAGCAUGUUGAUGGUGGCAUCACUUGCCCAGCCUGUGAGCAAUCACUUGGGACAUAUUAAAUGACUGUAAUAAUCCCAGCUCCUGAGGAAUCUUAGAACUGUAAAACCUUUUCUUGUUGCUAAUUCCCAAGUGAGUGCCGUUACCUCCUUUUGCAUAGCUGAAUAAUUUUCUUUGUUCUGCUCCCAAGUUUCCAACUUGGUUAUGGAACUGAGUGCAACUUCAGUCCUGCAAGGCAGCAGGUGGGAGUGGGUGUUCUUGAGCAUCCUGCAAACAAUUCAUAGGUUCCGGGAAAGAGGGUGGUGUGGUUUUGGCGGCAACUGUGUCACUGUGCAUACAUGCAAACUGGGCCUUGAGCGAGGUUUUAAGUAGCCUCUUGCCUCGUUGCCCAUGGUGAAGAAGAACCUUCUUAUGGUGACCAGACAGGCAGGCACCACCAAAAUGCCUCCCUCCCUGCACUUCACCCACAAAGGACUAAAGUAGCCAGUGGUUGAGUAACAAAAUGUUACAGGCUUCUUUGCAAGGCACUUACCUGCUUCCCUCCUGGAGUCCUUGUGUAACACCUCUUUUCUUCUCUCCGUGCAGGAUCUGCGUACAAAUAGCCCCAGCUACAGCAAAGGCUCAUACAACGACUUCAGCUUCGUAAACAACAACAAUCAUGAGGGCAUCCCCAUGAGGAAGGGAGAACAUUUAGGAGAGUUUAAUCUAGGCUCAACCAUCGUCCUGAUCUUUGAGGCACCGAAGGACUUUAAUUUUUAUCUGAAGCCUGGCCAGAAAAUCCGCUUUGGAGAGGCCUUAGGAUCUCUCUAG